Messenger RNA from Glossina fuscipes, 1335 nucleotides. It is a transcript of the gene Mtr3, whose product is annotated as exosome complex component MTR3. Gene Ontology annotation, cellular component: nucleolus; cytoplasmic exosome (RNase complex); nuclear exosome (RNase complex). Bases 466 to 1320 code for a protein of 284 amino acids. Gene Ontology annotation, biological process: poly(A)-dependent snoRNA 3'-end processing; rRNA catabolic process; U4 snRNA 3'-end processing. The record is from RefSeq and is a predicted model, not a curated record. NCBI's taxonomy places the organism in Eukaryota, Metazoa, Arthropoda, Insecta, Diptera, Glossinidae. The transcript has 4 exons.
GAAUACCUAGCUAACAUUGCAUUACUGCAGCAAUGCAAAUGGUUGAAAAAAUUUUAAGACAUAUACCUGCGUUGAUUAUCAACACAGUGAUGGUUUUAGGAAAAUAAAAUACAAUAUAAAUAUUGCAAUAUCAAUUAUUGCUUUAUCAAUGUAAAAAAAAAAUUUAACUGUACGACAAGUUUUUCGGACCCUAUAGGUUUGCAGUGUAAAAUAUAAUGUAACACAAGUUAUAUACUCAACUUGUGUGCAAUGCAUUCCAAGCUUCAGCGCUUGAAGCGGAAUUCAACAUAUUGUUACGGCACGGAUUCAGUAAUUGAGCCUUAAUUCGAAUAUUAUAAAGCACAAUUACCAUCACUACUGUUCAAUAUUAAAAUCAUAAGUAACAUAUAAUAACAUAUAAUAAGUUCGAAGAUUUUUUUUAAGAAAUUAAGGAAGGUGAAAUAAGUUUUCUGAAAAUUUGUGAAGAUGACUUCUUUCAAUCCUAAUGAAUCCUUUAUUACAUAUGGAACUUAUAAGCCCAAGGAAAAUAUUGACGAAUUAUUUGAAAGAUUAAAAAAACCUAAAGAAUUAAAGCUGGAACCGCGACUCACGUUUUUGAAAGUAGGAACUGUUUCCAAUGUGAAAGGAUCUGCUUAUAUGGAAUACGGUAACACUAAAGUAAUGGCUCAAAUAGAACCACCCAAAGAAUUGAACAAGCAAUCCAAAAAAAGCGAUCCGUUGGGCGUUAUCGUGUGUAGUGUGAAAUAUGCACCUUUCGCCUUGGAUGACGUUGAAACUAUAAAUCGCAAAGAAAGUUUCAUGAGCGCAGCUCUGAAGAAGGCCUUGGGACCCGUUGUAUGUCUUAACGAAUUUCCCAAUUUCCAGCUGGAAAUUAAGGCUUUAGUUCUAGAUGAUGACGGAUGUGCACUGAGCACUGCCAUUACUUGCUGUGGAGUAGCUUUAAUUGAUGCCGGCAUACCCACCUAUGAUCUGAUAACAGCGUCUACUGUAUGCUUAUUAAAAGAUAUUGAAUUUUUCAACCCCAGCAGUGACAUUGAAGAUUUGCUGCAUAGUUUGCCAUGUAUUACUGAAGCUAAUGGCCUAGAAGAGCAUGGCAUAGUCGUUGUGGCUAGCCUAUCGACUGGAGGCCAAGUAUCUGAAUUCUUCCAAAAAGGUUACAUAAGGUCAGACACUCUAGAGCGUCUAUGUGAACACCUGUUGGUCAUUAAUCAACGCUUGCUGGAUACCGUACGUCAAGUUUUAAUUGAUAAAGUCAAAUAUCACAUCGCCCAAGAACGCGAACAAACCGCUGGGGACAACAACGAUAUUGAAAAUGCCUAAACUAUAACAUUAAAA